GUAAAAUGGAAAAUUUUAUAGACUUGACUUAACUUGAGCCUAUACCAUAUAAAAAUACGAUAGCUGUAUUGAAUGAAUACAUGCUUUAGAAUAUUGAUUUUUUAAACAAGUAAUAGGAAUAAUAACAAUAAUAAAAGAUUUGGACAUUUCAAUGAAAAUAAAUUAUUCGAAAUGGAAGUGGUUCUUGAUGAGAUUGAGUCUAAAGUAUUAUUAUUAGAAAAGAAACUGGAAUCAGUUCCUCCUGAUUUAUUUAAUGGUUUAGUAGUGCCUCCUCUUUAAUAUUAAUAACAAGUGGCACAACCAUAAUCUAUACAAUCUUAAAGUAAAUAAAUUUUGUAAUAUCAGAUGAUCAAAAUAAUGCAAUUCCUCCACCUCCACCUCCACCUCCUCCUCCAUAAAAUUAUUAAUAAGUAACUUAAAACCAAGAAACAUCUUAUGCAGCUGCUCCUCCACCUCCUUAAAUAGAAUAAUAAGUAUAAGAAUAAGAGCAAGUUUAAUAAGAAGAAUAAUAAGAAGAAGCAGUUGAAGAUGGUAUAAAUGCAUUAUAAUUAUUAUUUAGAAAGGAUGGAAAAAUAUAAAAAAUUACUCGCUUAUGGAGUACCUUCAUAAUAAUUAAAAUAAAAGAUGUAAAUGGAAGGUUUGGAUCCAAGUUUAUUAGAUAAGUAUAUCAAUUGA
This is a messenger RNA of Paramecium sonneborni, 675 nucleotides long. The record is from the annotation of a GenBank genome assembly. NCBI's taxonomy places the organism in Eukaryota, Ciliophora, Oligohymenophorea, Peniculida, Parameciidae.